This is a messenger RNA of Closterium sp. Yama58-4, 4902 nucleotides long. The record is from the annotation of a GenBank genome assembly. Lineage: Eukaryota; Viridiplantae; Streptophyta; Zygnematophyceae; Desmidiales; Closteriaceae.
AUGCCGGCCUGCUCGUCCCGCGCCGCUGCCGGCCUCGCCUCCGCCGCUCCCGCGUACGUGGAACCGCGCGUUCAAUGUCACCUGGUCCGCGCGUGUCGCAGAGGCGCGGACCGCCCCUCCGCCUCUCCUUUUGGCCGCUACGCGCGGUCGUGUGCCUGUUUGGGUUCGGCACACAACCGUAACCCUAACCACUCCAUUCCAUGCCUGACUGCGCGCCACUGCCACGUGCCACUGCGAGCGUACCUCCGCGUUCUGCCGUUUCCUUCGUUCUCACGCUUCCUUCUCCCUUCGUUCCGCUCCCCCAUUCCUGUCCGCGCUGCCUCCCUCUCCCCCCGCCCGCGCCAGCAGCGCAUUGGCGGGCGACGAUCGCAACGCGUGCGCGGCGGAGUUGCUGCGAUUCCUGGAGGAGAGCAGCGCCCUCCCCCGCCCACCCCCCACGCGCCCCUGUCGCACGUGCCGGUGCCCAUCCCCAUGCCCGAUCCCUCCUCUGUGCCCAUCCCCACCGUCUCCUCCUCCUCCGCCCUCGCUGCCUCGCCCUCCGCCCUCGCCCCCUCGCUGCCCUCGCUGCCCUCCCUCCCUUCCCUCGCCUCGCUCUCCUCGCUUCUGCCUGAUUCUCUGGAGGGAGCGCGGGGAGAUGCGUGGGGGGAAGGCGGCGGGGUUGGGGGGAAUGGCGGUGCAAGGGGAGGAGAGGCCGUGGCAGGGGCAGGGGGAGGAGAAGGCGAGGGGGGGCGUGGGGGAGCGGGAGUGGCUGGGCGGGCAGCAGCAGGCGAGGCAGGGUGGAGUGGGUGGGGCGGUGGGGGAGGAGGUGCUGAAGGGGGUGCAGUGGCAGUGGGGGCUGUGGGGAGGGGCGGGGAGGCGGGGGAGUGGGUGGCGAGGCACGUGUGGGAGGGGAGGCGGGCGGAGGAGGAGGAGGGGCGGAGGCGGGGCGAGCUGGCAGCAGCGGCAGCGCGGGCACAUGAGGAGUGCGUGCUGGAGGAGGCUGAUGGCAUCUGGGCCAACCGUCGCCUGCUCGCUGCAGCUUACCCUACCGCCACCACCACUGCUGCUGCUGCUGCUGCUGCUGCUGCUGCUGGCGGCACUGGCAGCACAGAGGCAGGCACGGGGGCCGCAUGGAGGGAGAUGGGGGCGGGUGAGGAGGGCGGGGCGGAGGGUGGAGAUGCAUGGAGGGUGCGGGCGGGGGGCAGCAGCCAGUGGGACUACGUGCUGCAGGAGAUGGCAUGGCUCGCCCACGACUUCCAACAGGGCGCGGGGAGAAAAGCGAGGGUGCAAGUGGAGGUGGCAGAAGGAGGGGCUGGGAGAGGGGCAGCGGAAAAAGGGGCAGAGCGGGGACGGGCGGAGGGGGAAGGGGGCAUGGAGGGAGGGGCAGAAGUGGGAGGGGACGCAGAGAGAGGGCUGAGUGCACCGGUGACGCCAGAGAGGGAGGAGGGCCGAGGGGCGGACAUGAGCUGCAGUGACUGGUGGUCGUGGGUGGACCAGGCGCCACUCACCUUCCCCAUGUCGCAGCAUGCCACCACGGCUCUCGCGCUCUACCUCAUGCCGCCCCUCCACUCCGCCCCUGACCAUAUGACACUCCCCCCUGCCUCUUCCCCCGACCCAUUCCCCCUCCUCCCAGACUUUCUCCUCUCCCCCUCCCCCUCUCACCCCCUUCCCUCACUCCAUCCGUCCCCCUCCCCACACCUCGCAUCCCAUUCCCAUCCCUCUAUCUCCAUCCACCCUCCCUCCGCCUCACCCCCCCCUGCUGCCACCGCCCCCUCUGCUGGGAGGCCUACUUCGUUUUUGGAUGGCCUAGUGGGGAUGGGCGGGGGGGCAGGGGUACCUGUGAAGGAAGAGGGGUAUUUUGGGGCAGAAGCAGCAGCAGGGGGUGUGAGUGCGGCGGGGCACAAGGGGCAACAGGGAGUGGCGAGGCAGCAGGGGAAGAAGCAGGUGCCGGUGAGGCAGCGGCCCCUCACACACCUGCAGCAGCGCAAGGAGGGCGAGACAGGGGGAGAGGGGUUGCGUGGGGAGAGAGAGGGGGUGGCGGAGGGGUGGAUUGAGGUGAGGGGGAGCGAUGGGGACUCUGGUGAGGCGAGUGCGAGGCCAGUGGCGGGGCAGCAGCAGGCAGGGCAGGCGGCAGGGGGUGCAGGGCAGCAUGGGUCAAUGGCAGGAGAUGGGGAGGGUGGGGAGAAAGGUGGGCAAGUAGGGAGUACAGGCGUGGGCAGAGGGGGGUUGGGCAGAGGAGGGCUGGGCAGAGGGCAAGGUAUGAAAGGUAUGGGGGCAAAGGGAGGGGGCGAGGGGCGAGGACGUGGAGCAGGGGCAGGGAGGGGCCUGGGUGGGACGAAGGUGGGUGGCAUGGGGAGGGGGGGCAAGGGGAAGCAGCAGGGGGAGGGGCGCGGGCAGAAGGGGAAGGCAUUGGGAGUGGGGGAGAGAGGGGGCGCUGAUGCUGAAGGGGAAGGGGCGUUGCAGCAGGGCGCAUUGGGUGGGAAGCAAGGGCAGGGGGUGGGUGCAAGGGAGGUUGCAUCAGCCGCAGGAGCAGCAGGGGGAGGGGCAGGGAAGGCGGGCAGCAAGGAUGGUGGCAUGUUGGCUGCGUCUGCCUCCGCUGACCGCUCUUCCCAUGACGUGGCGGGUGGGAGAGGCGAGGGAGAGGUGGAGGGGGGCGCGGAGCAGCAACGCAUGGGUAGUGGGGGUGAGGGAGGCAUUGUGUGCAGCCCAGCAGUGGGAGCAGCGACGGCAACAACAGCAGCAGGGGAUGCUGCUGCUGUGGCUGGCAAGUCUGCUGCAAUAACAACCCCCCUGUACCCGCACACCCACGUGCUUGCUGGGGCGAGGAAGCAGGGGCAGGCAGAGGGGGGUGAAGUGGGGAGGGUGGAGACGGAUGGGAGGGAUGGGGAGGCGUGGGCGGAAGGCAUGGGGCGGGCUGGGGGCGAGGUGGGCGGGAGGAGGGACGUGGUGGCGAGUGGCAUGGGCAGGGAGGUGAAGAAGAAAGGCAGCAAGCGACAGUCGUCCCCCCACCAUCUGCCCUCACCUCCAGGAGCGCAUGCCCUGCCGCUCGCCGCCACACCCUUGCAAGCAGAGGCAGCAGGCGCUUUGCCUCUGCCGCCCGCCCACGGGGACGUGCUGGGCGGGUCCCCAGGCAGCACUGACCUCGCUGCUGCACGCGCACCUGGCAGCGACGCGGCUGAUGAUGCUGAUGGAGCUGAUGACGCCCUGCCAUGGUCUCCCAUGGAGGAGCAGGUGCUGGUGGCAGUGGUGAGCGACCUGGGCACCAACUGGCGCCUGGUCACAGAUGUGCUGCUCUCCAUCACACACCUCACUGGCGUGUAUCGCAGUCCCAGUCAGUGUGAGCGCCGGCACACCGCCCUCCUCUCCUCGCCUCCCAUACCCUCCUCCACGCCCUCCAAGGAGGCGGGACGUGGCGGGGGACAGUGGGUGGGGGGCGAGGAGGACGUGCUGAGGGAGCAUCGCCACGCGUUGGAGGCACAGGAGUUGAAGCAGCAGGUGCAGCCACACGCCUCGCACCUCCUCGUCCUCUCCAACGUCGCUGCCUCCUCGCCCUCCGCUCCCAUGCCGCCCAGCCCCUUGGAUCUCAGCAGCAGCCCCCCGCUCCCACCAGUCGACGCACCCACGCUCGCUCCCACUACUGCUGCUGCUGCCACACAUGCCGCCUUGGGAGCCACACAUGCCGCCUUGGGAGCCACACUGCCAGCAGCUGUCACCACCACUGCGACAGCAGCAGGGGCAGCAGCAGCAGCAGCAGGGGCUGGCAGUGGUGCUGCAGAGGGGGCGAGCGGUGCAGCAGUGGCAACAGCAGCAUCUGGGAACCACGUCUCAGCAUCAACCCAAUCCCAGGCCCACAUGGCCCCUCACUCGCUCUCCUCUCACACUUCCCUCCCAUCAUUGCCACACUUCCCCUCCUUCUCCCCUACGCUCCCUCACCCCGCCUUCCAAUCCCCUUCACCUUCUCCCCACACCCCUCCCCUCCCCAGGAGACCCACUCCCCCUCCCACUCUCCCACUCCCCCACUCCAUGCCCAUUGCCUCCUCGCCCUCACUCUCCACCACCACCCCUCCUCCUGUCACGGGACCCAUCCCCCAAGCCUCCCCCGCCCCCAUGCAAGUCUCUCCUGUUGCCACUGCUUCUUCUGCCAUACCCUCAUCCGCACCUGCUGCAUUGACUCCUGCACGCACAGGCACUGCCACUGCACACUCUGCUUCUCCCUCCGCCCCGCUGCCACCUGCUGCCUCCGCCUCCGCCCUCCAUGCGUCUUCCACUCUCCACACUGCAUCUGCUGCAGCCGCUCCCAUUGCCGCUGCUCCGUAUGGUAACCAGACGGCCAUGGGAAUUGGUAAUCAGACGGCCGUGGGACAUGGUAACCAGAUGGCCAUGGCACAUGGUAACCAGACGGCCGUAGCACAUGGAAACCAGACGGCCGUGGCACAUGGUAACCAGACGGGCAUGGCACAUGGUAACCAGACGGGCAUGGCACAUGGUAACCAGACGGGCAUGGCACACAGUCAUGGUGGGAGCAUGACACAAGCCUCCAUGCAUGGCCAUGGCCGCUCGUCUCCCCAUGGGGUGCCUCAUGCCUAUCAGUCAGCUCUGCCAUUCCCCAACUCCCCUGCACAUGUGCACCCACAUGCCUCUGCUCUUCCCCAUUCGUCCACACCCCACGCGCCCCUCACCGCAACCACCCCGUCACAUGCCCCCCCAAGGGCACCUGCUGCUGCAGGCGGGGCCAAGGGACUGGCAGCGUCCGUGGGGGGCGCAGGGGGUCGCAUCGCCGGUGGCAGUGCAGGUCGGGGGGGUGGUGGGAAUGUGCAGGGGGGCAGGGGAAGGGGUGCGGAGGUGGCAGGGAUUGAAUCGCCGGGCAGCAAAGCGGCAGCGCCUCUCAGGUAUGAUAUGAGUCCAUGGUUUUCCCUGUCAUAG